UGGCUAGGUUUUACAGCGUGAGAAAAAAAAAAAACUAAUAAGAGAUGUAUUUUUUGAGUGAUUUAAGUCUUUAUGAUUGGUACAUGGGGAUAUAAUUAUAGACAUUUCAGAUCUUUAACUUACUGAAAACCUCAUACGUUGUUUUUGUGAAUUACUGAUCAGCCAAAUAAAAGUAAAAGUUACUUUAAAAGCUUCUGGGUAAUUUAAACUAUCAUUAAGCUACUUAACUAAAUUGCAUCAAUUUAUUCAACCUUUUAUACUCCAAAGUACAUUUGACUGAUUUAAUUUGAGUAUUUAUAACAAAUAGAUUAAAAUGAAGUUAUAGCUGCUAAAUAUAUUCAAUUAAAGCCAAUAUUACAUUUUACAGUGUGACAUUUACUCAUGGCCUAAUCCAUGUGAAUUUAUUUAAUUAAUAAAACAACCCUUAAUUCCUCCCACAGAGCUGUUUUACACUGACUAUCUGCAAACUGUCAGUCACCCAUGACUGUGACCUACACAGCCAGGGUUGCAAACGCCCGAUUCUGCGGCUUCUCUAAGCUGCUUUUAGCCUGGAAAGGCAGCAUCUACAAGGUGCUUUACAAAGAGUUCCUGGCUUUCUUUGCCAUGUAUACUGCCAUCAGCAUUACUUACAGAUUUUUCCUAUAUGAUGACCAGAAGAGGUAUUUUGAAAAACUGGCAAUUUAUUGCAACCACUAUGCCAGCCUCAUCCCCAUGUCCUUUGUGCUGGGUUUCUAUGUGACCCUGGUGGUGAACCGCUGGUGGAGCCAGUACACCAGCAUCCCGCUCCCCGACAGGUUGAUGUGUGUCCUGUCGGGGGGCCUCCAGGGGUCAGAUGAACGUGGCCGCCUGCUGAGACGCACCAUGAUGCGCUAUGCCAGUCUGUCUGCCUUGCUCAUUCUCCGCUCUGUCAGCACUGCCGUCUUCAAACGUUUUCCGACCAUGGACCAUGUGGUAGAGGCUGGAUUCAUGACAAGGGAGGAACGAAAGAAGUUCGAGGGUCUCCACUCUCCUUAUAACAAAUACUGGAUCCCAUGCGUGUGGUUCACUAACUUGGCCGCCUUGGCUCGCUGUGAGGGCAGAAUCAAAGACGAUCAUACUCUCAAGCUACUACUGGAGGAGCUGAACGGAUUCAGAGGGAAGUGCAGCAUGCUUUUUCACUACGACAUGAUCAGCGUGCCCCUGGUGUACACGCAGGUGGUGACGUUGGCGGUGUACAGUUUUUUCCUGGUGUGUCUGAUUGGUCGUCAGUUCCUGGACCCCAAUCAGGGUUAUCCUGGUCAUGACCUGGACCUCUAUGUGCCCAUCUUCACCCUGCUCCAGUUCUUCUUUUAUGCUGGAUGGUUGAAGGUUGCAGAGCAGCUGAUCAACCCUUUUGGAGAAGAUGAUGAUGACUUUGAGACAAAUUGGCUGAUUGACAGAAACUUCCAGGUGUCUAUGAUGGCGGUGGAUGAAAUGUACGGAGAUCUGCCGAUGAUGGAGAGAGACCGUUACUGGGACGACUCCAAUCCGCGGCCACCUUACACAGCAGCCACUCUCUUUGUUCUUCGCAAACCCUCCUUCCAGGGGUCCACUUUUGACAUGGCGAUCCCUAAGGAGGAGAUGCACUUUCAGCCUUUAGAGGAAAUUGCUGAGAACAUGGAGGAGUCAGGCACCCGCCACCCCAACAUGGCCCUCUUCAAUCGCCUACUCAAUGCAGCCCCGUCCCCUUCUGGCUUUAUGGGGGGGGCCCUUCGCCGCACCUCAGCUCAGCUCCAGAGGCUGCACCACUCACCCAGUAUUGACCAAUGCAUUAGUGAUGACGAAGAUGAGGACAGUUGCAAAAUUGGUAAAGGGGGGUCUUUGCCAUCAGGGCUGGGGCAGGACACCCAGAGCACAGUAUGCAGCUUCAGGGAGGAGACGAGUGUCAGAACACCUCUGCUGGAGAUUCAGUUUGGGAAGGAGCAGGACAGACGAGGAGGGACCCCUCCCACCGGUAAGGUGAGUGAAGAAGAAAGCAAAACUAGUGAAGAAAGGCUGGUGAGAGAAAGAGUGAAAGCAGAGAAGGGGGAGAGCUCCAGAGUUCCUGUUUCACUGCUUCCUCCCCCACCUCAGUCCUCCAGAGAGUCAUCUACUCGACCGGCCUCUGCCAUCCCCAUCACCUCCCGCCACCCCUCUGCCUUCCUGUUUCACCCUGCUGGCCAGUCCAGCCUGGAGCACUGCAGCUCCCAGCCAGCUAUCAGUCACCACCGGGCUCUACCUUCCAUCCCCAAACCAUCUCUUGGUGGAAAUAAAAUAUCUCUUCUCACUGUGCCAUCUUACAACGAGCAGCAGCGUUUUCGCAGUGUGAGCAUGGGCUCAGAGUUCAUGGGGUCUUAAAUGGGUCAUGAUGUUCACAUGAAAUUUUGACUGUGUGAAACUUAGAUGGUAUUGAAUACACAUUUUCAUGAGUUAAAUGAGUAAUUCAAACGGGAAUUCCAUCUGAGACCUGACAGCACCUUUAAGGCCACACAGUUCUUUGGAAACCAAUUCAUAAUGAAAUCCACUCCCUGAUUUUGUCAUAAAAACUUUUGCUGAAUCCUGAAACACAAUUAAAACAAUCAUGUUUUCUGGAAAGGUGAGAAAUGUUUAUAUAUGUGGGUCCUAUCUAUUGACUUUAAAGGUAUACAAUUUACAUUUAGGAAAAUUUAUGUGUUUAUCAAAUGUUUGCAACAAGAAAACUUCAAUUUAAUCUCUGUAAAUUCAUCACAGUGACUACAUCUUUGUUGUUUAGCAUAGCUUAAUAAGGAUACUGAAAGCAGAGGGGAAUGACCAACAUUUUAUUGUUUAAGGAAAAGAAGAGAGGAAGCUCAAGUUUCCUAAUUUGCAUAUUGUAUACGUCUACAAAUUACUCAUCAGCAGUUGUAAAAGCA
Molecule: messenger RNA, 2888 nt
Organism: Melanotaenia boesemani (Boeseman's rainbowfish)
Lineage: Eukaryota; Metazoa; Chordata; Actinopteri; Atheriniformes; Melanotaeniidae
Gene: best2
Product: bestrophin 2
Exons: 10
Coding region: 481-2355 (624 amino acids)
Molecular function (GO): chloride channel activity
Source: RefSeq, a predicted model, not a curated record